AUGUCAAGUGACGAUCGAGAAAAGGGAAUUAAACGCUUCGAUGGAAGCGACGAGGACAGCGGCAGACAGCUCAGAAGGUGGAAAGCCUGGACUCAAGCCAAGAUGGCGACGAUGAAAGAUUUCUCGCCUAAACAGGCGGGACCGUGGCUGUUCACCCUUUUGGACGGCAAAGCCCUGGAUGCAGUGGAGCAUCUAACACUGGAAGAGUUGUCCCAAGAAAAUGGGGCGAAGACAGUGUUCGAGCUUCUGGCGGCCCGCUUCCCGGAAAAGGAGAAGCAUGACCAGAUGGGCGAGGCUCUUGGAGAAGUGUUCGGGCUAGCAGCGAAGGAGUCUGAAACGGUUCAGCAGUGGACGGCUCGGGUCAAGGAGGUCUUCGAGAAGUGCCGCCGAAAGGCGGAUGUUGCCUUUCCUGGCCCAGCUCAGGGCUGGAUCAUGUUGAACUGUGCCGGGUUGACGGAGGAGCAGAAAGCCAUCGUCAAGGCGAAGGCGCAAGGCAGCCUAGAUGUGGAGCAGAUCUCCGCCUCCUUCCGAUCCUUCUUUCCGAUGUACAAGGCAGGUGGCAAGGCUCGAAGGCCAGUCUCGACUCUGGUGGUUGAGCCGGAGGACCAAGACCACGAGGAGUCCGUCGGCCAGCUGGACCACGACUUCGCAGACGUGGAGGCCUUCCUUGCCGACCACAACCUCCGGGACAACGCUGACGACGAGGUGUUGGACGAGGAUGAAGCAGCUGAAGCACUCGCUGUGACGUGGCGGGAGCGCAGACAGGAGAUCUCUCGACUACAGCGUGGCCGAAAGUUUGCGGACUCGCAGGGUGCCCGCAAAUCCUUUCGUGUAGAGAUCGAGGAGCUGAAACGCCGUACCAGAUGCCGCAAAUGCGGCAAGGUGGGACAUUGGCAGAAAGAAUGCCGAUCCUCCACCAACGCCAAGGGUGCCUCCAAGGGUGCUACAUCGUCGGCAUCGGCCUCGGCAGACGUUCACUUCGUGGAGCACCGACCGGAUGCAGCCCACGAAGUCUCUUUGGCUCAGUCUCAUCCAGAAGAAGGCUCCUUCAACUUCGAUGUCACCUUUGUGGGCGCUGCUGAGUGUUGGGCAGAACCACCUCAGCAUCCAGAGGCCCUAGCUGCAGGUCUGGUCUCCUCACCAGGCUUCGGAGUGAUAGACUCCGGCUGCGGAAGGACUCUUAUCGGACAAAGGACUCUCGAGGUCUUCCAGAACAAGCUGUCUGGGUACACCAAGCAGAUGGUGGAAGAGUACGAGACCAUGAACAUGUUCCGCUACGGCAACGGGGCGACAGAAGUUUCCCGCAAGGCAGUUCGUCUUCCAGUGGCUAUUGGUGGUCGCUGUGGCUUGAUAGACGCAGCUGUUAUAGAAGGACAAGCCCCCUUGCUAUUGGGACGCCCCACUCUUGAGAAGCUUCGGGCACAGUUAAACUUUCAGGACAAAACCCUUAGCCUGCUGAACCUUCCCAAUCCCUUGCCUAUGAAGACAAACAGUGCUGGCCAGCUUUUGCUGGAUGUCCUGGACUUUCCGCCUCCAGGUGAAGCCCUCGAGCAUCAACGCGAGAGCAGGACGGCAGUGGCAGAGUUGUUUUCACCACCCCGUUUUGCAGUUGAAGCCAGACGGUACACCCCCGAAUUCGUAAAAGCAGCGUGGUCCAGCAUUGGCCCUGAUGCCGCAGAACUCACCUUCGCACCCGGUGAGCCCAUUAAUUGGUCAGAACUUCAGUGUGAAUGCUUGGCAGGUGAAGAAGCGGAAUCUCCAGAAGAGAUUGCGCCAGGCGGCCAACCGGAGGCCGAACAGGCUGAAGCGCAGGCAGACCCCCAGAGGAUAGCUAAGAUUGAUCAAGCCCUUAAGCGUUUGCAUGCCAACCUCGGGCAUCCCUCAUCUAAAGAGCUAGUCCGCAUUCUUAAGCACAGCCGCGCCUCAGACCUUGCUGUACAGAGAGCUUCGCAGCUGGAGUGCUCAGUGUGCGCCAACCAACAGAGACCAGCUGCUCCACUCCCCGCGAAGGUUUCCCCCAUUAGGACCUUUAAUGAACUUUUGGGUUUGGAUGUUAAGUACCUCCCCGGAUGGUUGCCCCAGCAAAAGAUUGCAUGUGCCAACUUUGUGGACAUGGCCACCUCGCUGCAGAUCAUGACACCGUUGUUUAAGAGGGAGACCGGUGAACUGUUGGUGGACGCCCUGCGUGACCGUUGGAUUGCAUGGGCUGGACCGCCUGAACGCCUGGUGCUAGAUCCCUCUCGACCCAAUCUUUCUGUAGCCUUAGGUGAGUUUUGUAACAAUCAGGGUGUGGACAUGCAACAAACAGCAGCAGAAGCGCCGUGGCAGAUAGGUCGUGUGGAAAGGCACGGGCAGUGGUUUCAACGUAUUCUCGCUAGAGUCAUAGAUGAGAUGCAGCCCACAAAUGAACGUGAGUGGUUGUCGUGCGUUUUCCACACGCAAUCGGCAAAGAAUAGUCUCCUUACGGAAGCUGGUGCAAGUCCGUAUCAAUUGGUGUUCGGUAGGAAUCCGCGGGUUCCCUCAGACUUGCUUCAAGAUGCUCCUCACGCCCCAGCCUCCGAUGCCGCUGAGCUGGACGAUGUGGCCUCAAGAGCCAAUGCCAUUCGGCAGUCCGCCCGCCGAGCCAUGCUCCAAUGUCAGGAUGACCGAGCUCUGCGAGCGGCUCUUAAACAGCUUCGAUUGGCUACCCCAGACGAAGCCACGGUAGCAGACUUCCCCCAGAACGAGCUACUCGGCAUCAAGAACUUGUUGGAGCGUGGCCAGUUUCCCAAAGCACAAUUCGAAGACUUGGUGCAACAGACACCACCUCCUGCAGGAGAGGCAGCCUCGUCUGAGAUAGGCGAUCGCGCCUCCGAGCGGUCAGAUCCUCCUGCUUUGAAUGCUGCUCAGUGUCUGGAUCGUGCCAGAGAUGCAGAAGCAUCGUCAGAACAUCCUAGGCCGGAAAGCAGUGACUCUGUAAUGCCAGCUGACACAAGUGCCCCCAAAGACUCUGAAGGCUCAGGAUCGGGAUAUGGUCCUGUCCGCCGACUCACCGGUAAGACCAGACCGGAGCCCGUGCUUGUCAGACCUCUAGCCAUGCAACCAGAGGCCUUUGUGGAGAUGAUGACAGAGAUGGUUCCUCGCAUGAUUGAGGAACAAGUCUCAGCAGGUUCCAGCAACGAUGCCCCGUCCUCCGGUGCCACAGCUAGCUCGGCCCCAGCUCAUGUUAGCCCUAGAGACAGCGCCGCUAAGCGUGAAGCUAGCAACGAACCAGAG
This is a messenger RNA of Symbiodinium pilosum, 3255 nucleotides long. The record is from the annotation of a GenBank genome assembly. Lineage: Eukaryota; Dinophyceae; Suessiales; Symbiodiniaceae.